UGGCGCCGUCUGUGGGAAUCUGUCCAAAAAGAUUACAUGUGUUCUUCAGUUGUUCUGCAAAGAUUCAUACGAAAAUGACUGAUUUCAAACAAAAAAAACAAAAACAAAAAUGCUCGAAGCACCCAGAUCUAGAGAUAAUCGGAAGAAGCAAGAAGCUGUGAAGCCCAGAACUGGAUUCUUUCGUGGUCUUGUCCAGGGUCGCCGGAGCCACCGUCCCCGCUGCCGUGGCUACCACGGUGAGGUUUAUCCACACCGGACAAAGCUCUCCGAAGGGCCUCCAUCCGAAGCAAGCCGGAGGACGACGGGAGGAAUUCUUACCAAGACAUGUUGCAAGGAGAAUAUAUAUGUUGUGGGGUCCAAGGGCAUUCGAUCAAGCUCCUCCGAUCAAUCAUCUGCAAAGGAGGCAGACAAUGAUUUGAUAGGUGGGCCACGGUUGACUACUGUGACCAAGUGGGAUCAGACGCUCGGCCGUAGGCUACCACUCGGCCUCUCAGACGCACCCCGAGGGAAGUUAGGACACCUUAUAGGCUGGCCGCCUGGUUUUCCCCAGCCAUGCCGGUGCUCGACGCCGCUCGGCUCAACUGCCGUUGGUUUGCAGCCCGGCGCGUAUCCCUGCUCAGCUCUUAUCACCCCAGGUUAAUCCCUUAACGGCAGCAGGGGAGGAAGUGUCCAGUUCCCGUCCAGAGCAACUGCUCUCACCGCUUGGCUUAUGGUCGGAGCCCGCACGACCCCAUUGCCGCCCGGUUUCCCACACUUCGGGGGCCAGCUUGGGCACCAUGUUGCUCGCCGCCCGGCUUCCGAGAUGCUGCCCGACGGUGAAUGUAGCUCGGUUAGAGAUACACUAACAGCCCUGGAGCACACAGUGCAAUUUGCUUUCCAUUUCAACACAACACCCGGCACAGCCCGACGAUCAACGACUACAAUGUACCACCCUGGUUGGCUCACCCCUGUAGCUUCAAGUUCAGAGUCAGUUUUCUGUGGCGACGUUCGGCCUCAAACCGUCUCAGUUCAGUAACCACCUCGAUCGCGAGCUGCACCUUGUAAGCUCGAAGCCGAGGCUGGUUGUUGCUACAGCUUGUAAGAUCAUUGCUACUCUUCCAGCCUUGAUCGUGGGAGGAAGCUGCCAGCUUGCAGGUUUGUGGCAGCAUGCAGUAAGUCAGAUAUAUUGCCCAAAAAAUGGGUGAACGUACAGAGCAUAUACUUCAUAUGUAUGUAUGGACGGCCACACCAAGGAGAAGUAAUGCACUCCGCCUCAAUGGUUCGGAAAGCAUUGAUGAGCUUUAAACACUAAAUUGGUUAUGGCGAUGGGAUUGGGUGUACAGAACUAACAUGAUACUUGCAGCGCUUGCAGCUACUCCAUACGUACUCCGUAUGGUGGUUAAUUAAUUUUCUAUUUUGACCUGGUCAAUCCCCUUCCAAAUGAAAGAGGGAGGAAGGGAGAAGCACGGCUCCUACUCACUCACCGCUCGUCCGAAGCUAAAUCUUCACUGAACGUCCGCAGAGAUGAAGCCACCCUUGCUGCCGUUCUUGUCUCUGAACGUCGACGUCUCUUCCUCCCAGAGGGCCCAAGGGGGAGGAUGCUGGGGACGUGCUGGCUUGAAAAAAUGAAUUGGGAAAAACUCAAUGAUAGUGAGGACGAACCUCCUGAUCAGGCGAGCAGAUGCCAUAGGAAACAUUGGACCAGCCCCGCCGCUCGGCCUAUGGCUGGCCGCCGCGGCUUACGGCAGGCCGCCGCUCGGCUUAUGGUUGACCGCCACCUGGCCUAUGGCUGGCCGCCGCUCGCUCCUAAUACCGCAAGUUGCAGGCCUCCACGCUCGUCUCCGGAUGAUGCCAUCCUUAAUACGUUCGUCUUGGGGCCAAGCUUAUCUAAAAAAGUGUGCUUCGUAUUUCAGCUGCCACGUCCGCGAGAUUUGGACCAAGUAUAAGCCUGAUUUCCUUUAAGAGUUUUG
Messenger RNA from Cuscuta epithymum, 1949 nucleotides. Lineage: Eukaryota; Viridiplantae; Streptophyta; Magnoliopsida; Solanales; Convolvulaceae. The record is from the annotation of a GenBank genome assembly.